Molecule: messenger RNA, 2061 nt
Organism: Myotis lucifugus (little brown bat)
Lineage: Eukaryota; Metazoa; Chordata; Mammalia; Chiroptera; Vespertilionidae
Gene: DNAAF19
Product: coiled-coil domain containing 103
Exons: 4
Coding region: 447-1175 (242 amino acids)
Biological process (GO): epithelial cilium movement involved in extracellular fluid movement; determination of left/right symmetry; inner dynein arm assembly
Cellular component (GO): outer dynein arm
Source: RefSeq, a predicted model, not a curated record
UCUGAUCAGGCGCCUCGGGACCACACUGAAAGGGGACCUUCGAGCCGAUCACGUGGGCAGGCUGUGGGAGCAGUUGCUAGGCAACCACAGCGGCUGUGCCGGGUCUGCACUGAGCUGUUCUGUUCCGAGUAUCUGAGCGUCCCCAGAGAAAGCAAGGGAACCAAGGCCAGGGCUGCUGGGGUGACAGUCAGGAGAGCAGGAGGGUUAGUUCUGUUUAUUCAACGACCGGGUAGGGCUCAGAACUGGACAGGAGCCAGAACAUCUGAGUUCAAUUCCUGGCCAGCCCAGCCCCCUUCUUGGUUGGGGUGGAGAGGGAGGGCUCUAGGCUUGGUUGCAGACAUUCCGCUACCCUGCCCUAGGGCUGUUGAUGAUGACUCAAUCAUAACAUCUUGCUCAAUGCACCAGGAAUCUGAGGCUCAAAGAGGUCUCACAACAAGGCACAGGCCAUGGAAAGGAAUGACAUCAUUGACUUCAAGGCUUUGGAGAAGGAGUUGCAGGCUGCCGUUACUGCUGAUGAGAAGUACCAGAGGGAGAAUGCUGCCAAGUUUCGGGCCAUGGAGCAGAGGGUGGCUUCCUAUGAGGAGUUCAGGGGUAUUGUCCUUGCAUCGCAUCUCAAGCCACUGGAGCGGAAGGACAAGAUAGGAGGAACGAGGACUGUGCCCUGGAACUGUCACACUACUCCAAGAAGGACCUCUCCGGACGAAACCACUGAAAUCUCCCCGGAGAAAACACUCCUGCAGCCCGAGACCUCAGCGGAGUUCUACCGUGAUUGGCGGCGAUACUUGCGGAGCGGGCCAGAGCGCUACCAGGCUCUGCUGCAGCUCGGAGGUCCCAAGCUGGGCCACCUCUUCCAGACGGACGUGGGGUUCGGACUUCUGGGGGAGCUGCUGAUGGCACUGGCUGAGCAUGUGAGGCCGGCUGACCGGCUGGUGGUGCUGGGGAUCUUGCGCGGCCUGGCCAGUACCGGUCGCUUCGCCCUGAACCUGAGCCUGAUGAGCCACGCAGAGAGAGAGAGCUGCAGAAGCUUGUUUCAGAAGCUGCAGGCCAUGGGCACCCCUAGACCCAUGAAGGAGGGGCUCAGCCAGGAGGAGCAGGGUCUGGAGGAGCAGCCUGGUGGGGUCCAGGAGGAGGAAAGUCUCCUACAAGAACUGCUAGGGUUGUACCAAGUGGAUUGAUGGGGCCAGUUAUCUUCCGAGGCCCCCAGUGGUCACUGGCAGCAUGUUUUGGUUACCUUGGGGGCUCCGCAGAAUUGUAAUAAGAAGCCCAUACCGACUUCCCUUCUCAACUUGAAAUCUGCAGAGCAAAAGCUAGAAUCUAAUCUUCCCCUCUUCUCCAGCCCCUCUGUGGCCUGAUAUUCUGAACUGUGUAGAUCCACAGGAUGGUCAAGGGCCCAGAAAGUUAAAAGAGCUUUGCUUCCCACCCUCAGAGUCUGUCACGGCUGUGGCCCACAGCCCCCCAAAUGCUGGCUACACUGGUAAGGCCUCUACCCAAAAAAGGGAAGAAGGGAAAUCAUUAAUCUUCCUUAAUAAACCAAUACUGAUCUCCAUAGCUAUUAACAAGAAUAUUCAUAACGUAAAACCAAUGAAUGGACAUUUGAUCAGCAAAUGGUCAAAUGCUACCUCAUUUGAGAUGUAUUUUUCCCCAGGGGCUGAGGUCCUGUGCAGGGUUGGUUCUGGGAAAGCCCCAAGCCAUCAGUUUAGGUCUGGCCAACCUCCCAGGCUUCUUCAGAUGGCCAGAUGUGAAGGCGGUGGGUUUCCUUCAACUCCUGGAUUAACCAGAGGGAAGACCUUUCCACCAGUCACCAGGGCAAGGCCUGGAGCAGGGAGGCCGAGAUUUCCCUGUCUGGCUCCCAGCCUUGCUUCUCAUUCCAGUUUCUCCUGACCCGUUCUUGGGUGAGUGCCAGUGUUCUAGAAAGGGGAGAGAGGGCCAGGUUCUAGAAUGGUUCUUCCUCGAGAUCACAUUGGAAGGGCAUCUGGUCACAUGAGAAGGACCUCCUGUACACCGGCUGGGAAUAAAUUGCCUUGCCUUUGGCUGCUUCCCCUGCAGAUGGUUGCUUCUUUU